AUGCGCAUUUUAGGCGACUAUAAAAAGCCUAUCCUUGACGUGUUAGCAGCUUUAAAGGUCGUCAUCUUCUUCGAUGAGACAACGUUUGUUAGGUAACAUUCCUCCUUAACUGCUAAAAGGCUUUCACAAACAAUUUCCCUAAUUAUAAAUUGUAUAACUCUUACAUACAAGGAAAUCAAAGGCGCCCUCGAAAGUUCAAGCCUAAAUUGAGCAGCAAAACUCAACCAUCUCACUGAGUUAACAGCCUAUUUAUUGUACACUAUCCGGCUUAUUUCAUGGUAUGUCACGCCAGGAUGCCGACGUUUCGGCUAUUUAUGAAACUCUCAUUUAGCAAAAGUGACAAUGUAAUUAGGAUGAACUUUGCCCAUUGAUUUUAAGUGCCUUAUAAGUUGAAUCAUAUGUCAAAGAAAACAGUACUGAAAAUAUUUAUUGUGAUCAUUGGUUGACGCAAUAUUCCUUGGUUUUACUUUCGUUCAUAAAAGAAGAAUGCCUUUUGGUUUCGAAGAGGUUUUUAGUUUUCAGAUAACGCUUAACUCAAGCCGCAGUUGUGCGUGGUCUAAUAAGUUCUAAACAAAAUAAUAUAUCCUUCCAAUGUACCGUAAAAUUGUCCACGCACGUAAGAUUCUGCAAUGAAAACUAACUAUUACAGAGAAUUCAUAAUCAGAAUCAAGAAAGUGUAGAUGCAUGAAUGAGCAUUUCGCGGUAUUGAAAUUCUCAUAGUGAAGCACAUUUGAGGCUUAAUGAUACACCUUCUUCAAACGGAAAGUUCGAAAAAGAAGUCAUUUGCUGCAAAAUGAGUACAAAAAGGAUGCCUUUCCCAUGGUUUCUUAAAAAUAUAUUUGAUUUACAUAGACUCCAGCAAUUGAUGGUGAAACGUAUGCCACAUGUGCAGUCAUAUUUACCGACUGUGGUCUUUGUUGGCGGAUGGACAGAAGCUCAUUUAAAGUCGAAAUUCUGGCAAGACUAAAAUAUCCUGGGAUUAUAUUGUCCGGUAAUUCAUAGCUCGUACUACUUUCCAAUGGAAGGCGUCGUUCGGAGUUUUGGUCAACACUUCACUAAAAAGGUCAGUUACUUAUUCUAAUACCUCCACCACUUUUGUUUCCAAUACAGUAAAAAUGAGAAAAAUAAAUUGUUCUAAUCUUUGGAAGACUCGUUUGAGUGAGUUUCUCAAAUAAACCGAAGACCGAAAAUUGACUUUCACAGGUUUGCGAGGACGGCCUUAAAAAACGCUUAAAGUACCAUAUUGAGAUGCAAAAUUGCUGGAGCGAUAAAAAGUAAUGCAUCGGAAGUCAUUUGCUGAGGGCUGUGGAACAAAUUGUCGAGCCAAACUUAAUUCAGCCUCUGUUGAAGGCAGUGAAAUUCGGCCCUAAUAUUCCUUUCAUUUUUCAAAUCGGACGAGAAAAGACUUAUCGCAAUGUAUUACGUCACUCCAGUCCGUUGCCAAUUGGGAGGCAAACACUGUGUGAUUAUUUCGAAGAAAUCGAUAUUAAAAAACGACGGGAGAUUCCGAGUGGCAUGACGUUAUUCCCCCUGGUAGCGAAGCAAAAGUCUCAACCAGUUAGAUGUGUAGCGUGAUUGCGUGAUUCCAAGGGCACAAAUGUUUUCAAUUACAUGUGGGAGGAAAAUCCCAGUCAUGCCUAGAAGACACGCAACAGCUGAAGAUGACCACGGGGUCUUAUCAGUGUCUUAAGACUAAAAAAAAACAUCAGAACAGCAUGUGAGCUACAUCAGCUGAAAUGGCUCCGUGAGAAAAAUUGCCACAACUAUCACACAGACAAUUGUGCUAAGCUAGCUGGGAGAAUCAAAUAGGCUAUUUUCAGAAACACCUUUUUGACGUUCUCUGCUGCAAUUUGACGAAGUAAGUGCACCUUCUGGCUCACAGUUUAUGUUUGAAAAUCAAAUUGCACGAAACUGUCGCAGUCCGUGCUUCUUUGCCCUCCGCCGCUUUGUUAAAACGCUCUUCUGUUCGCCUCACGCCCCCUGUCGAUUCGCUGCUGGGACCGAGGGAGGUUUUUCACUAACCGCGCGAGUGUUUGUAGCCAAUCAACGCUGCCCCUCCACUGAUUGGUCGGUGGCCACUGAGGCAGGGCAAAAAACGCACAUCGAUAAUAACCUCGACGGCGGACACAGAGAGCAAAACUCGCCUCGGGAGACCGCUUACGGGGGCUGCUUGCAAAGCCUUGUGUACACACUUCCUCAGCAGCAAAGGUUCUCCAAACAAAUCCCUUUGAUUUGGGAAUCUUUGUGUUGCCGACCAUUACCCAAGGACAAACCCAUUGGAUAAAACUGUCAUUGUCUGCGCUAGUUCCUGGGACUUCCAGUUGCAUCCCCGAAUGGCAGCGCAAAUUGAUAAUCGCUGCCGGAGGGCUGAAAACAGCUCUACGUGCUGGAAGUGACGUUAGGUCUGAGACUAGUACAAUCCGCGUCAGCUUUAAAUGAACACCGUUGUUCAGAUGGUGAUUUAUACAAGGCUAAAUGCAAGUGACGCCUCAGGCUGUGACGCUUCAGUCUCUGUGGUUUAUUUUAGACCCCCAAUCUAAGAUCCUGCGAAGACGGCUAUCCUUGCUUUCGACUCUCGAAUCAUCUACGCAUUGAUUCAGAUAAAUGGACAUAUUAGUCUUCGUUAUUUUUAUCUGCAUUCCAUUUGCACCAUUUACGACGAAAUCAGAACUUAGAAGCCUAACCAGAGUCACUCACAUGUAGAUUCAAGUUAGAUUGGGCUGCAAAUCUAUGCAGAACGCCGUCGUCUGUUCCGCAACGGACAUUGAGGCCACUUACCUUCACUUGUGACGCACGAAAAUCGUUCGGAGAAUUUUCAACAGUGGAAAUAACCCUUGCGCUUGACGCAGGCAUCAAGCAAAUGAGAGUUACGCCCUCUUUAGAUGUCGUACUGCGGAAUGCGUCGCUUUCCGAUGUCGCGAUGGGGCACCGUUUUGCUGUUUUGACACACGCAUCUGUAAUUAGGAGAGUGUGACGUCUGUGAGUCUCUUUACGUCAGUUGUCAUAGGCACAAACCAGUCCUCCACCAACAGUUACUUAACUUGGUUUGCCUUAGCAGACUUUCAGAGGCUAGAAGACCGAAAGAUGCAGACUGUGUUUCCCGGGCUGCAAAAGUGCAGACACUUCAAAAUACCGCGUGGAUUUGCAAUUAUCUAGCUUAUUCAGGGUUUAAUGAAACUUAAAAACCAAGCGACAUAGAUCUUACCUAACAAAGGAUGUGUGGAGACCGAUGAUAGAGAGAAAACACGUCAGACAGUUACUAACUGCUAACUUGAAUACACAAAGCACCCGUUAAGUAGACCUCCGUGGAACUUUAGCAUGCCGGUUCUAGUGGGACGGUCAGAUAAAGCGUGUAGAUUGGGAGAGAUUCGGCGGAGAGGCCAAUGUCACUCUGUGCGCUAAGUAAUGUCCCUACACUGAUGCAACCAAAACCAUGCACACUGUCUGCAAUCGAGUGAAAGCAGAUGCCUUCAUUAGGACAAAAAUAACAUGAAUUCGGGGCAAUAGGUAAACGCAUCAUUUUGCCGCCCGUGCUGAAUGCAAACAACCUUUUUUAUGUACCGUGGUAUUCAUCCAUUUUCACAUUCACCUUUUGCUUUAUAAAACGAACACGUCUUGGGGUAUUUGGGCAUGUGGGGGGUCUUUAAUUGUUCGCAUCGGUUUCAAAAACACGGGUAAAAGGCCACGCGUGAUAGGUGAUCAGUGAAAUCUUACCCAAAAUAGCCCAUAGCAACGCCGUCUAUUUGUCUACAGUUUGUUGUCGAAAUGGAACUGCACAGUUAGUGUAGAUUUUAGUGGUAGUUCCUAUGGUGUGUUCGUUGUUAUCCCCAUUUACAUUUGAAUGGCCGAUAUGUAUUCGCCGAUGCAAUCGACUGUGUGUGUGUGACUGGGAUGCUUGUGAAUUGUCAUGAGACAUCAACCAGAAACAACCGUUCCCUUGCUUCUUAGCCUACCGCUUAGCUACCGCAAGAUACGGAAAGUUACGUAUGUCCAAGACUGGACGAACUAGCAAACCAUCUUCCUAAGUAUUUGGUAGACCGAAACAUCGCGGAGUGGUUGUGCCGAUUGGCCGGAUGCUCGAGUUGACAACCGCCUAUGAAACCCCCUCCCUGGGGUUUUCUUAGGCAGUCAGUCAGUUUUACAUAUACCCCACAGGUGCAAUCAUUUUUCGUGGCCACACUCUUGAAUUUCUUCUGGCCAAUCUGCGUAUAAUAAGGAUUCCUGGGCUGUAACCAUGUAAAACGGGAUAAGUCGUCAUUAAACACAAAUUUAGAGCCAGGCAACAUCAAUAUUUCCUAACAAAGCAUGUGCGGAGACCAAUGAUAGAAAAGAAACAUGUCAGGCAUUCACUAGCUUCUAACUUGAAUACACAAAGCCCACCGUUAAAUAGACCUCGGUGAAACACUGGCAUGCCGGUGCCAGUUGGACAGUUUGAGCACGCACGUGGAUUUGGAGCGAUUAAGUAUACAGGCCAGUGUCACUCUGUAAGCAAAGCAAUACCCCGCACUGAUGCAAUCCAAACCAUGCACACUGUCGCCAGUCGCAUGAGUGCAAACGUAUUCCUUGAUCUAGAAAUAGUAUGGAUUAAAGACAAUGGCAAAAUGCAUGGUUUUCCGUCAAUACUGAAUUCCAAGCAGCCUUUUCUACAUAUAUGCUGUGCCAUUCGUCCAUUUCUGCAUUCACAUUCUACUAGUUGUCUAUGGUUUAUGACCACGUACAACAGAAGAUCUACGAUUUUGCCUUUGAGAAGGCAAGGGUACUCGGCCGAGCCAACGAUAGGAUGGCCAGACUGAUGCUCGAAAACUGGUCCUCGACUGGCACGCUUAACAGAGCCAUAGAUCUGUACCCCGCAUACCAGGCGCUACGCACAAGGCUCGAGCCAGUGUGGACGAGGCCAUCUGAACAGUCGAGCAAACUCACGCGUGGCCGACAGCCGAUGCCAGCGGAAAGAAGGAGGGAAUCCGGCCGGGGUCAUGUGAUCAGCAUGGGAUGCUACCUUACCGCGACGCCCACGAGGCUGAGACCAACUCACAUGAGCCCCAACAACUGAUCAGUCCGUUCAGUGACGAGGGGAAGGCUGAUGAGCAUGCUGACUCAGCAACAAUUACGACGGCCGCAAAGGGGUCAAAGAUGACACGAAACCACCAGCGGUCAGUCGCGGAGAGGUCAACGCUAAGCGGUGUCCAACGGGCAGGUCAUAGUUCGUGCUUCGAACACGGAUCUAAUACCAGGCAGGUAUCAAGGCUGAAGCGUUCAAAAUCAACAGGAACAGCCAAAAAAUAACUCUGAUGAUGGAAACGAGAAGGUUUCCAAAACGUCAACUCAAAUACAAUUUGGUUCACGAAUUCACCCUCUCUUUUUCUUCGUCUUUGGAUGCCCGUUUUACAGCACAUUCUACGUCUGGGAAUUACUGGGCAUGUUAGGGGCCUAUAGUCGUUCGCAUGGGUCUCCAAAACAUGCAAAGAAGGCUACGUAUGACAGAUAGAUGAAACAUUAUCCAACAUCAAACAAACGAAUGCAGCCAAUAAAUUCAGUUCCGCAAUUAUCAAUCAUCACUACUUACGGACGCCUCGCUAUAUCCGAGACGAGUUUCUUGGGAUAAGUGACUCUCCUGCUCACUCCGUCUGGAUUCAUGUUAUUUGCCCAUCUACUGUAGCUAAAAGUUUGUUUUAGUCAAGAGGGGUACAUAUAUACUGCCAGUCAUUUGGCAAGCAGCAAUUAUAAUGUGACUGUUUGUAACUUCACGGACAAACUUGCAUGUUAAAUUUCCUUUGAAGAUUACGAUCGGAAUGCGCAACUUCUAGAUCCCACUGCUUGAGGGGCACAUGGUAGUGGUUGGAAAUAGAAUUUCCAAAAAAGCGGGUGGCGAAAUCAUAUGCUUGAGAAGACACUUCAUCGUGCCUUCUAAAUGAGUCCGGGUCACAUGGCGAAAGAACAACUACUCGUUGGUGCGGCAAUCACACAGCUCUGACCGUGUCAAUCUACGGGAAGCAAUUCUCACUACACGACUUGCACACAGGAUCGCGAGGCUACCUUGCAACCUCUAACGAUCAUAGUUAGGAGCAGAAGUCAGUACUGAUGGAUGCAGUAAACGAAAUAGCUAUGCACAUGAUCGAAACGGAAUUGAUGGCCAAUUAGGCAAGCUUCCAUUGGGCGAAAUUUGAUUUAACUCUGCUGACUACUCUUAGGCGAUUAGCUGUCCUGAUACGCCACAAGAUCUGCAAGUUGGCCAGUUUGAACAAGCAACACGGAGACUCAACCCAGACAGCGCCAACGCCUUCAGUACCUUGGCUUGGCAACCCUGCCCAAACAGUUUCCCCACCGUUUAAGAUACCGCACAACAUGCCCUCUCCAAUCACGCCCUCACUGGACAACGCUGAAUUCUUGGGCGGUAACGACGACUGCACCGUCCUCGGAUGA
Molecule: messenger RNA, 6420 nt
Organism: Spirometra erinaceieuropaei
Lineage: Eukaryota; Metazoa; Platyhelminthes; Cestoda; Diphyllobothriidea; Diphyllobothriidae
Source: the annotation of a GenBank genome assembly